Messenger RNA from Trichogramma pretiosum, 5095 nucleotides. RefSeq names its product phosphatidylinositide phosphatase SAC2 (gene sp3). The coding region runs from base 706 to 4275 and encodes 1189 amino acids. Gene Ontology annotation, biological process: phosphatidylinositol dephosphorylation; regulation of endocytic recycling. NCBI's taxonomy places the organism in Eukaryota, Metazoa, Arthropoda, Insecta, Hymenoptera, Trichogrammatidae. The record is from RefSeq and is a predicted model, not a curated record. Gene Ontology annotation, molecular function: phosphatidylinositol-4-phosphate phosphatase activity. Gene Ontology annotation, cellular component: early endosome; clathrin-coated endocytic vesicle. The transcript is spliced from 10 exons.
AAUGUCAAUAAAAAACAAGGCAUAGAUUUACUCGCGGAGUGCGAGCUUCGGUCUCUGUCGGAGAUUCGCGUCAAUAAUUGGCCACAAGAGCGCAUGCUCCGAGCAGCCGUCAAUUUUCGCAACAUAUCUCUCACUCUCUCUCUCUCGCAGCAGCAGUUCUCGCACUUGGCGUCGACUGUCUGUCGUGUGCAGGUGUUGUCAGUUGAUUUUUCCCAUUGUGCGUAUACAUACGUAGUAUACGCGUUGUUGUUGUGUGUAUAUAAUACGUGCGCUGGACAGCAGCAGCAGCAGCAUUGUCUCAGGAGUCGCGAUAUAUACUCGGCUGCAGCGGAUAGAGACAUAUCUUCGUAUCAGUUCGUCGGAAGCCAGUAGUGCACGCUCGACUGGCAGCAGUGCGAAGCAGCCAACUCCGUGUGCUGUGCGUGUGUCGGUGUUGUGUCAGUCUCUCUCUCUCUGUUUUUUGUUCCGCGAUAUGCUGCUGCAAGUCAGCUGCAACAAAAACAACAGACUCCCACGUACACAACGAAGCAGCAGCAGCAGCAGCAGCACAAGGAGAAACGUGCUCCCACGCAGACGUCGCGCGGCGGUCAAGGUGCGAUCCAGCUCUCCGCUGCUGCUCCGCAUCGAAUAUAAUAACAAUUCAUCCGCUUGAUCGUCAUCGGCGCCCAACCGCCCGACGAAUGUUGUCGCUUAAAUUAGGGAACGAUGGAGUUGUUUCGAAGCGACAGCCACUUCAUUUUCGUCAAAGAGAACUACAGUCUAUGGUGGGACAAGCAGACUGGCGAAUUCGCUGCCAAGUCUGACUGGGAAUGGGGAAGCGCACUGGAGCUGGAAUGCCUGGGCAUAUUUUACGGCCUGAUCGGUAAGAUCGAGCAGCCGAACGUGCUCGAGACCCGGCUGAUGCUGAUCAAGGAGGUGGCCGACGCCGGGGUGCUGCAGGGCGGCCACGUCGUCCACAAGAUCAAGUCCGUGGCCUUUCUGCACCUCGGCUCGGAGAACUUCGACAUCGGCCUGCUGCCCUGCGCCAAGCAUCAGCACAACGCGCCGGGGGGCAAGAAGCCGGGCCCGAGCAGCGGCGCGGGUCUGCUGGACGCGCAGCGCACCACCAGCGGCCUGGCCAAGACCUGGGGCACGAUCAAGAGCGCCGGCAACAGCCUGAGGACGACGACGCAGCAGGCCGCGGCGCUGGCCACCUCGCAGGUCAAGUCCACGGUCGUAGGGGCCGUCGGCAAGCGCACCGGCCUCAAGGACAAGGAGAGGUUCGAGCGGCGCAUCAUCGAGGAGCUCGGCAAGAUCUUCACCGAGACCGACUCGUUCUUCUUCUGCAGGACGCGCGACAUCACCAACUCGCUGCAGAGGAGCUGCGAGAGGCAGGAGCAGUGCGCCGACAAGAGGAAGCCGGCCCUCUGGCGCACCGUCGACAAUCGCUUCUUCUGGAACAGGUUCAUGCUCCAAGACAUCAUUAAUCUCAACACGGACAAGGCAGACUGCUGGAUACUGCCGAUUAUCCAGGGCUACGUGCAGAUCGAGAAAUGCCAGGUGGAGGUCGGCCACGACGAGCAGCCGAUCCACGAGAUCUUCAAUCUGGCGAUAAUCUCGAGGCGAAGCCGAUUCCGGGCGGGCACGAGGUACAAGCGGCGCGGCGUCGACGAGGACGGCAAGUGCGCCAACUACGUGGAGACCGAGCAGCUGGUCUGGUAUCACGAUCACCAGGUGUCGUUCGUCCAGGUGCGCGGCAGCGUGCCCGUCUACUGGUCGCAGCCGGGCUACAAGUACAAGCCGCCGCCGAGGAUCGACCGGGGCGAGGCCGAGACCCAGGUGGCCUUCGACAAGCACUUCGCCGGCGAGCUCGAGACCUACGGGCCCGUCUGCAUCGUGAACCUCGUCGAGCAGAGCGGCAAGGAGGCCGUCAUCUGGGAGGCCUACACGAAUCACGUGCUGGGCCUGGAUCAUCCGGACGUCACGUACACGACCUUCGACUUUCACGAGUACUGCCGGGGCAUGCACUUCGAGAACGUCUCGCUGCUCGUCACGGCUCUCAGCGGCGUCCUGGCCGAGAUGGGCUACUGCUGGCACGACAAGCAGGGCGCCAUCUGCAAGCAGCGGGGCGUGUUCCGGGUCAACUGCAUCGACUGCCUCGACCGGACGAACGUCGUGCAGACCGCCCUCGGCAAGGCCGUCAUGGAGAUGCAGUUCUCCAAGCUCGGCCUCGUGCCGCCCGACGGCGCUCUGCCCACCAACAUACGCCAGACCUUCCAAUUGCUCUGGGCCAACAACGGCGACAUCAUCAGUAAACAAUACGCCGGGACGAACGCGCUCAAAGGCGACUACACCAGAACGGGCGAAAGGAAAUUCACGGGCUUGAUGAAAGAUGGAAUGAACUCUGCCAACAGAUACAUACGGCAACACUUUUUGGACGAAAUGCGCCAGGCGGGGAUUGACGUCUUGCUCGGUUACACGAUAAUCGACCUCGACAAGUUCAACGACGACUGGUCGCACUAUUUAAACAUUAUCGAUAAUUGCUGUCUCGAGCUUAUACCCGCGAAACCACCCAAUAUACAGCUACAACUCGCAACACAUCCCGAAUACCUUUACGCCAAACUCAUGUAUGACGUGACGAGGUAUUACUUGAAUCGCUUCAAGGACGCGUAUCGACAAGCCGGCAUAGACAUGAUGCUGGGCAAUCACGUGAACGAGGAGGUGUUCCACGAGAACGCCGACGAGCACGACAGCGUCGCGACGGCCGAUCACGUGAAGCUGCUCAUCGAGGACUGCAAAAAAUUGCUCAUCCCCGAUCCGGAGAGCGUUCUCAACAGUUGGGGAUUGAUCGACGCCGAUCCUGUAACGGGAGAUCCCACGGAAACGGAGAUGGACAGUAUUUUGAUACUGACUCGGGACAGCUAUUACAUAGCCGAUUACGACGAGCAAAUAGAUAAAGUAACGAAUUACCAAAGAGUAUUGCUUACCGACGUGGUGCUCAUCGAGUGCGGCCAACCCGAGACGACGGUUUCGCUCUUCAAGAACAAAAGCUCCCAUUACUGCAUUAGGAUAAAUUACAAAGUAGGCAACGACUGCGGUUACUUUCACAUGUUCCGCAGUACGAAUUUGAGGUUCUUCAAUAAUAUGGCGGUUGUGAUUAAAACCGAGGAAGAAACGAUAGAAUCGCUCAAAGCCAUCGCGGAGGCCAUCGCGGUAGCCUCCGAGCUCGAGGGCAUACCGAAAAUUCCAAUAGCCAUGAACGUGACGCUCGACAAACGAAGAAGUAAAAUCGUCAACGCCAAGGGUCACGCCGGCUUAUUGGACAUAGCCUCGUUUCCGUCGAUCACGCGCAACGUGUCGGAGACACAGCUGAACGCCAUCAAGUCCGUCGGCACAAAAGCCUUCAGCAACAUGUCCGAACAGUUCAGCAAACUCAACAAAUUCGGUCACAGUUUAGCGUCGAAGCGUCCCAUGGAAUUGGCCAAGAGCAUCGGUAAAAAGGACGUGGUCGACGGCAUCAAACCGACGUUUACCUUGGGCAAGCGCGAAAUCGGAUCUGGUAUUCGACGCGACAGCGACGGCAGCGACGACAGCAGCGCCAGUGACGCAAUCGAUGUCGUCGAACAUCAUGGAAGUCACGACGCGAGACACAAGCCCGACGUCGGAGCACUUUUAGGCUUGCGGACCAACGACGUCGACGAAGUAGGUAAAGAAGUCGAUGGAGCAACGCUAGGGAAUUCUCGAGCUCAGACUGGGUCGGAAUGGUCAUCGUCGCAAAAAAAUCACGCCACGACGCCGGAAAUAACGAUUCAAGGCGUUGGAGAGGCAUUCUCGCAUGUGGCGAGUAGCGAGAAAGCCACUCCGCCAUCGUUCCUUAACUUACCGAAAAACAUCAGCCAUUCGACUGGUGAAGUUGAUAGUCACACGAAUCCAAGCGGCGACUCUUCGAUACACAUCAAAAGACUUCAAGCUGACGGCACACCUCAACGAUCGAGUUCGGAGCAGGACUUGACAGUAUCGAGUAUCAGCACAUCUCACAGUGAAUCGGCUAUAAAAACGGCAAAGUCGAACUUUACGAAUGCUUCGUCACCGGUCGCGACCGCAGCCAAGGAAAUACUCUCACCUUUUUCGAAAUUAGCCAAGGGCGUACAAAAUCUUGGAGCGAAUCUUGACCCGCGCAAACUGAAGCCCGGUCAGACAGGAUUAUCGCGCAACUUUUCGGAACAUCAGCUCGAGGAACGAGCUAAAAUGAUUGAAAAGUGGUCCAAGAGCAGAUCGAAACUUAUCUUUCUUUAAACCGUUGGUUUUUGAUGAUAAUACUCACACGUGCUUUUAGAAAAUUUAUGAAUUUUAGUAUUUACUAAGAGAAACAUUCUGUUUUUUAAUGGUGUUUAUGUAAUCAAUACGGACUUUUUUAAAUUCAGUUUAACUCUGAAUGAAGAGAAUUAUAUUUUGUAACAACCAGUUUCUAGUUGAAAGCUUACUUAGAAAAAAAUAGUAUACGUCAAUGUAAACUGUAACCACAUUUUAUCGUCAACAUAUAAUCUACCAAACUUAACGUUGCUAAAAAAAGGCGUAUCAAACCUGAGUCUGAUCUUUUUUAAUAUGUAUCUUUUCCUAUACACUUACCAAAAGUACAACACUGUCAAUCAAUACUCAUGAAAUAGUAAUGAAAUUAUCUUUAAUUUUUUAACUUCUACUAGUAGUCAAAUUCCGAUUAAAUUUUAUAAGCGGAUUCGUAAGAUUCCUUGUUUUGAAUUUGAUCUAAUUGUGUAUAAAAUGAUGCAUAAACUGACCACCAAAAAAUUUUUGAAAAAAACCCAUAAAUAAUCAUAUUGGGAAAGAAUGUAUUAAAUAAAGUUUGUAACUUGCGAACUGAAUGUAAACUAAAAUUAUAGUAGAGCUGAGCUGGUAGUCAAUUAUGUAAAUACAAAGACUAUCUUUAAAAGAUUAUUAAAUUUAGAAAAAUAUAGGAAAAUUUUUUUUAUAUUGUAUCAAAAUAUAAAUUAAUUUGGUAUAAAUAUUUUACAUGAUAUUUUAAUUUUCAUACUUUUUGGAUUCCGGUUACAAAGGAAUCUUUCCACUUUUGGAGGAAUAUAUUUGUAGAAUUCAUUCU